ACUGAUUCAACUUUGUGGAUUUGUGUACCUGGAUUAUUGAGCAUGCAUGAACAGAAUCUGUACUUCUUCUGGCUCUAUCGGAGAGCUCGAUGCUGGCGAGGACAUCCCAUCUGAUGACGUCAGUCUGUCUGGAGAGGACGCUGGGGCUUCGGAUCAAGAGGACUCGGCCGACUGCGAUGGGUCCAGUCCCUCCUUUGCACCUCUUUAUAAUGAAGAGCCUCGAACACAUGAGUCUCCAGGCACGCCCGAUGUCGCCGAGGAAGAUGAGAAAGGCUGGAAACCUGACAUAGAGGAAGAAACGCAGAUAGAAAAGAAAGAGGAAAUGGAGCCAAUCUGGAACGGACCAGAUGAAUUAAAGCUGUCUGAGGAGCUUGAUGGCCUUAAAGUUUUAGCCUGCAAGGACCUGAUGGCAGACGCAGUGUGGGGACCUUUCUCUGGGGCCGUCCAAUCAGAUGGGAUUACGAACGGGACCUCCAAUGAGAGCCCGGUGCUGAGUCUGAUGUGUGAGGAUCCGGACUGCUGGUUUCCCAGAAUUCCUGUGACCCCCUGUUCUUCAGAAGCAAACUGCACCAUUUACAGUCAAGGUGAUGCUGUGUACUGCAGGCUCACUCGAGACCUCUGUAGUGGCGACGCUUUAGUGGCCACCCUGUCCUCGACCAACGCUGAGCAAACGGCCACAACUCAGACUCUCAAUACACAGGUGAAGGAGGAGCCCGCCUACCCAGGAGCCGGUCUACUGUCUGAGAUCCAGCUUCUCCCACAGCAGGCUGGCAUGGCUGCCAUUUUGGCAACUGCUGUUGUUAACAAGGACAUCUUUCCAUGCAAGGACUGUGGGAUCUGGUACAGAAGUGAGAGGAACCUGCAGGCUCAUCUCAUGUACUACUGUGCCAGCCGGCAAAAACAGAAAGCCAUGGCCUCUCCUCCGCAAGACAAGCCCAAGGAGUCCUACCCUAAUGAGAGGGUGUGUCCGUUUCCCCACUGCAACAAGAGCUGCCCCAGUGCCAGCUCAUUGGAGAUUCACAUGAGGACACACAGCGGUGAGCGUCCUUUCUUUUGUUUGAUCUGCCUCUCUGCGUUCACUACGAAGGCCAACUGUGAACGGCAUCUGAGGGUGCACACUGAUUCGUUGAAUGGCAUCUGCCAUGGCUGUGGAUUCAUCUCCACCACGCAUGACAUUCUCUACAGUCAUCUGGUGACCAGCCAUAUGGCUUGCCAGCCUGCCUCCCGAGGUGAAGGCUUCUCCCCUAAAUUGCCACAGCCCUCAGGUCUGAGUCCUGGAGACUCUGGGAUUUUGCUCAAGUGUCAAGUGUGUGGCUUCUCAGCAGAUACGCCUGCUCAGCUCCAACAGCAUGUCCAUACGCACCUGGAAGUCAAGGUUCCUGUAGAAAGGAGCCACACGCCCCGGCAGGGCAGCCCUUCCACAUCAGAUCUCUCAGAGUCUCAGGACCAAGAGCUGUCAGCCAGCAUGCCCAGACCUGACUCGUCCAGUCCUGAGGCCAAUGGUGGUGCUGCCAUCUCCCGUGGCUGUAGCCCUCCAGAGCAGGUGAAGAUUAAGGAGGAGCCAUGCUCUGACUCAGAGAAUGAAGCAAGGGAUGGAGAUCAAGACAGCAAUCACGUUGUAAACACCGAUGAGAAAAGAUCUUCCAACCCUACCUCACCUAAGAGUCCCCCAGCUAUUUCAGUUAAGGCAGAACCAGCAAGUCCUACUCCAGGCUCCAGCCCCGUCCACAUUGGAGCAGGGGGCUCUGUUUUACCCGGUGGAGCUGUCUUUUUGCCACAGUAUCUCUUCAGCCCUGAGGCUGCCAUCAUGCCCCAGGCAUCUGAAAUCCUGGCCAAGAUGUCUGAGAUGGUCCAUAGCAGGCUGAAGCAGGGCCAGAGCCCAGCUUCCGCACAGCAAAGCUUCUUCCCUGCAGGCUCUCCUGCUGGAGUCCUCAAGGGGGCGACAUGCUUCGAGUGCAAUAUAACUUUUAAUAACAUCAACAACUACUACGUCCACAAGAGGCUGUAUUGCUCCAGCAGGCACCCGCAAGGAGAAGCCGCAGGCCAGGUAACAGAUGGCCAAGUGACCACUGCUUCCCAUACCAGCAAUGAUGCUUCUCCGCAGGCAGGACCAGGCAGUGCUCCAGCUUCAGCCUCUCCCCAUGAGUCAGCAGUGGCUGUGAUAGUUACAGCUGCCAAGCCAGUGGAGGUAAAGACCGAGACUCCCGGGUCAAAGGAUACCUCUUGCUCAUCUUCCUCAGAAGGUGAGGGUGGUGGUGGGGGUAGAGCAAGCGAAGGCAGCCAGAGUCCUGCAGAACUUAACGGAUCAGCUGAAGACCUGGAGGAAGGUCUCACCCGCACUUUCUGCCAGGCUUGCAACAUUCACUUUAGCAGACAUGAGAACUACAUCGUGCAUAAAAGAUUUUACUGUGCCUCACGCCACGACCCUUCCAACCAGCGUUUUCUGGCAGGCAAAGCCGCGUUUGUGCCGCAACCUAUCCGUACGCGCAAGCGCAAGAAGAUGUACGAGAUCCACAUGGCGCAGAAUGAGGCAAGGGCCAGAGCAGCGUCUCUUUCAGCUGCAUCAGGCUUGUCUGUGAAGCAAGAAGGUGCUAGUCCACAUUCUGGGCUCACUCUGUCCUCGGUCUCUACUUCUACGCGCAGUUCUAGUCCGGAGGGUGAUGGUCCUAUUGACCUGAGCAAGAAGCCUUGUCUGCGGGAGACCUCGAGAGGGACUAACACGGCAGCGCUGCCACUUACGGAUUACCACAAGUGUACAGCCUGCAGCAUUAGCUUCAACAGCAUUGAGAACUACUUGGCACACAAAACUUACUACUGCCCUGCCACUGCCUUACAACCCCAUACGCGGGAGCAGCUGCAUCGACUAAAGAGACCUGCCUCGACGUCGCCUAAAACCCGAGCUCCUGAUCAGCAUCCUGACACCAUGGGUCACCAAACUGGGAAGCCCACAGCGGUCCCUCAUGCCUCUGUCUUACCCAGCCAGGAGUCUACCUCUCAUAGUGUGCCUGGUGUAAAAAUCCCCAGUACUCUUCCUGCAGUUUGUCCUUACUGCCCUCCAAAUCGAGCAGUGACCUCCGACCUGGUGGAGCACUUUAAGACAGCUCAUGGGAUUGUCCUUGCCCUGCAGCAGCAGUCCGAACUUCAGCCAGCCAGUGUUAGUCCAAGCCACAGCGUCAGUCCUCGCAACGGAGCACCGCUCACCCCACCUAAACCAGGCCCAAGACCCCACAGAGACAGUUUAAAUGGCCGCACCAGGAGGGACACCGUGUCUCCCUCCUCACCCCUGCUGAACGGAAGCCCGGUGGCACAACAUCCUUUGGGGCCCGGCUCUCCUAAAGCGGCUCCCCCUGCCGUUUCGCCAACAGGCUCGAUUACUUCAACUGCGUCGCCCGGGUCUGAAACCAUUAGAGAAGUGGGAUCACAAGGAAGUACACCCACACCUUUGCUUUUCCCAGAGAAGGCUCUAAGCCACGUCGUCCCGACCACGCCCAAGGCAGCCCUCACGUCACCUUUACAAAAUGGGAACACUCGCUACUGUCGCCUGUGCAACAUUAAAUUUAGCAGCCUGUCCACCUUUAUUGCACACAAAAAGUACUACUGCUCCUCUCAUAGUGCUGAACACGUCAAGUGAGCUUGCCUUCAACUCUGCAAGUGCCAGGUGUAAAGCACAAGUGGUAUCGCCCCGCCAGAUGUCAACGGUGUACGGAAGUGGGACUGUUACUAAUCAGGCAGUGGGUUUUCAAAUGCCAAUCCUACAGUUUCUGGUUUUGUUACUAUGGUAACUUUUUUUGCCUAUUAUGGGUCAAAUUUGUAUUACACUAAGGAUGAGACAUGCUACCUGCACACAAGUGUGCCCUAUUAACUAGUACCUAUCCAUGACCCUUGGUUCAACCAUGAUAUUUAAUAAUGGGACUCUAGAUUCUAAAGUUGUUCAUGUUAAUUCAUAAUUUUUAAUUCACAUUUUCUUUCCAGCCGACUGACAUGAUGUCAAUUUUGAGUGCUAACGACACAUGUCUGCGACCCAUUGUUCUUUUCCUGAGCCAUUUGUAUUUGUCCAGUACCAGUCACUGAUUUGGGAAUCUUUCUCCCCCCAGUGGAGUUGUAGAACUCCUUUAGCCUGUCAGUUUCACCAUAUGCUGAGAUUUCUUGUCCAUACACUGAAUCAUAUUUUAUAAAAAUAAAAAACAAAAGAAAAUAUACUAACUUAAUAGAUACUGGUUUUGUGAAGUUACCGACUCCAUUUGGAAGAUUUUGAAGAAGGGAAACUAUGAACUUCAUUUGAGUCUUUAAUUUGACUUCCACGGAAAACUACCUACUGUCUUUUUAAGAAAAAGAUUUAUAUUUUUGUUUGUAUGUAUAUUUUUUUUUUCAUACUGUCGAUAUUAACCAUUUCAACGUUAGUUCAUUGUAUGUUUUUGGUUCCUCGGCAUAGCUAUGUGUUUUACACAGUCAUAUUUGGAACACAGAGUACUCCUGUUUUCACAAUUGCAUUAGUUCGAUUGGUAAGUGUCGGUAUAGUGUAAGAAUGAGUGCACUGUAUUUGUUCGCAGUAUUUUGUCACUGAUCUGAGUCAGGUGGUUGAGAGCACCAGUUCACUAGAGCUGUCAUAAAAGAUUCUCUUAAGAAUACAGAGUGAGGACUGAAAGCGUAUGAACUAUCUUCACUCUCUGGUCAGUACUCUCAUUCUGCCUCAUCCCACCCACACCACAAAACUAACAUUUCGACUGUGAGGUUGUUUUGUUUUUAGUUCAACCCAAAGUUAUACUUUGAAGAACUUGCUUGCAGAACGUAGCGUCACGCUGGACUUCCAGUGAUUUCCCAUGAUUGCCAAUUGUGCAGCAUGGUGCAAUCUCUGCUCUGAAAAGGCUACCCUGCAAAGCCUUAAUGAAGACUCAAAAGAGCAUCUAGCAAAUAAUCGUUUUUGGGUUUGUUUUUUUCCGUUACUAGUGCCGUUCGCCCAUUACUGGUGUUACAAAGAGGGCGCUCUGUGAUUAUGGCGCAGUUGUGGGGUUUAUUCAGUGCUCAUUUGGAUUGAAAUUGGUGCUACACCAAUCAUUCUUCACACAGUACCAUGAUUUGUCAUUGUCUACUCAUCACAUAUUCAUGACCAGUGCUGAAAGCCCAGUUUUACCCGUCUGAUUCCUCUCUAUUGCACUGUGUUGUACAAAAAAAUGCUGAAUGUUUUGGUUGAAGGCAUUUGUUUAUAUUGUAUUUAUGUUUUACAGCACUUUUUCUUGUCCAAACCUCCUCUGAAGGACUUUCUGAUGAAAACAUCUUAACACAAGGUUAAUUAAAAUAUUUUGUGAAGAAUUAUAGAUGUAAUUAUGAAUGUCAUAUCUUUUUCAUUUUUGAUUUCAAUCCUAUGAAAAGUUUCACUACACACUUGUCCAAACUAUGCAUGGGGGAAAAUAAAAGAGUCCUGGAGGACAUUUAA
Messenger RNA from Trichomycterus rosablanca, 5434 nucleotides. It is a transcript of the gene zfpm1, whose product is annotated as zinc finger protein, FOG family member 1. Gene Ontology annotation, molecular function: RNA polymerase II-specific DNA-binding transcription factor binding. The record is from RefSeq and is a predicted model, not a curated record. The coding region runs from base 47 to 3631 and encodes 1194 amino acids. Gene Ontology annotation, biological process: negative regulation of transcription by RNA polymerase II; megakaryocyte differentiation; positive regulation of transcription by RNA polymerase II. NCBI's taxonomy places the organism in Eukaryota, Metazoa, Chordata, Actinopteri, Siluriformes, Trichomycteridae. Gene Ontology annotation, cellular component: nucleus. The transcript has 9 exons.